AUGGACAUCGAACAGAGGCAAUCGGAUCUCAUCGAUCACUUCGUCAAGCAAGCCUCUGCUGCAUCAAACCCUCCCGCGCUCUCUUCCGUCAUUGUUGAUGCAACUUCUCACCCUUUGCUCUUUGCCUUCUCUGAGAUUCUCGCUCUCCCCAAUGUUCUUCAGCUUGAAGCAACUGAUAAUAAGUCACACCUUGAUAUGCUUAGGCUGUUUGCACAUGGAAUAUGGAGUGACUACAAGAGUAAUGCCGACCGUCUUCCACAAUUGACACCUGAUCAGAUCCUUAAGCUUAAGCAGCUUACAGUUCUUACACUCGCUGAGACAUACAAGGUAUUACCCUAUGACCAAUUGAUGCAGGAGCUAGAUGUGACAAAUGUUCGCGAGCUUGAAGAUUUUCUAAUUAAUGAGUGCAUGUAUGCGGGAAUAGUCAGAGGGAAGCUGGAUCAGUUACGGCGAUGCUUUGAGGUCCAAUUUGCAGCAGGUAGGGACUUGAGGCCUGGUCAACUGGGGAAUAUGAUCCAGACACUCUCCAACUGGUUAUCUACAUCAGAAAAUAUGCUUGUUUCAAUUCAAGAUAAGAUAAAAUGGGCUGAUUCAAUGAGUGAAAAUGACAAGAAGCACAGGAAGGACGUGGAAGAGAAGGUUGAAGAAGUAAAGAAGUCCCUUUUCAAGGCUAUCCUAUGUGAUCUGAAAUAUCUGUUCUUUAUAAUUGGGAUAUAUUGGUCGAUGUGUCUUACUUACAUUGUGGCAGAAGUUACACACUGUGAGCAGGCCGACAUCGACUUCCGAGGGCAUGAGGAGGAGAUCUGCUCUGAAUCUGGUGGAGUGAUGGAUUUUGAAGAAGAACGAAGCCGACCAAAGAGGAGGCGGCAUCCGAUAUCUUGA
Molecule: messenger RNA, 882 nt
Organism: Vicia faba (fava bean)
Lineage: Eukaryota; Viridiplantae; Streptophyta; Magnoliopsida; Fabales; Fabaceae
Source: the annotation of a GenBank genome assembly